This is a messenger RNA of Prorocentrum cordatum, 3467 nucleotides long. NCBI's taxonomy places the organism in Eukaryota, Dinophyceae, Prorocentrales, Prorocentraceae. The record is from the annotation of a GenBank genome assembly.
AUGGUCGACUCGGUUGGUCUCAACGAUGAGAAUCGGCGCAUCCUCGAUGAGUUGGUGCAGUAUCUUUCUUUGCUGAAUGCCGCGCAGAUCGAUUUUGCUGCAUGCGGUGAUUUCAAUAUGAAGUUGUCUGAGCUUGCGGCUUCAAGUUUGGCGGACAUCGAGGUGCUUUUUGCUGUGCCAAGGGCGGCGACCUGUCGCCCGGCGCAGGUCGAGAAGCAUUCCAUCACCGGCGAUUGCCUCGUCGGGUCGAACCUCACAAUCCACAUGGAGUUGGCAGCCGACAACGUUGACAUGAAUGUGAGGGUGCUUGUCAUGCCGAAGGGUAUAGCGUCGACGCCGCCGAUUGGCUGUGCCAGAAGUGUGGAAGAUUGGGUUCCUGCGCUUGCGGCUAUCAGACAGGUCUCGGGCGUCCAGGGCCUUCCGUUAGCGUGGGAUGAGGUGCUUAUUACUCUUGAGGGAGAGCUGCUGGAUGGGCGCGACGUGGUCGGUCCAGGGCGCAAUCUAUACCAAGGUCGGGCGGGCGAGGUCGGGGCGGAGCUGAAGACGGCGACGCGGGUCCCCCUUGGUCGCCGCACUCGGCUUGACCCCCAGGCACAGGCGAUGAAAGUUGCAGCCAGAUGGGUCAAACACCUCAUGGGGGCCAGGGCCUACAUUCAGAGGUCUCUCAACGAGCUGCACUUGUCGGAGCUGGUCUGCCCGCCCCCGCCCAUCUCCUACAGGGUGCUGGCGCUGUUUCUUCUGGAGGCAUAUGCUCAUCUGGAGAAAAUUCAGCGGAAGCGUUCCGUCCCCUCGCAUUUGGAGCAGUGGGUAAGAGACUUUCUCUGCGGCGGCAUCGGUGUCCUCAGCAGGGGCGGCUUUGUGGAGCUUGCCAGCAAGAUCGUUGAGGACUGCCAGGAGAUGUUUAACAAGGCGGUUUCGGAGAAGCACAAGGCUUGGGUGAAGUUUGCCAGAGACAGCUUCCAGCGAGGGGCCAGCCGAGUGCACGAUACCACCAAGACGCAGUCAGAGCAGCGACUGGCCCAGGACGUGUCGGAGUGCGUGCUCUGCUCUUGUUCGCAGACCAAGGUCUGCGCCAGGCACCCCGGCGCUGACAUCUGCGGGCUGGGCGCAGGGCGCACCUCUACCGACUCCGCCUCCCAGCCCAAUUUGGAGACGGAGAUCGCGGAGCGGAGCCUGCCAAUCUUCAUGCGGGUCCUGGCAGGCUGCUCCCACGCGUGUUUCUUGGUCUCAGUAAUGUUGCACAAGCUGCUGGAGUCUAUCAGGGCGCAGACGAUCACCCCGCGGGCGCUAAUUGACGACGUCAGCAUUCAGUGGAUUGGUGGUGACCGAGACCAGCUGCGCUGCUUCUGGGCCGCGGUCACGCGAUUCAGAGAAGGGGCUAUGGAGCUGGGCAUCAUCAUUCAGGUGGAGAAGUCAGGCUCUUCUAGUCUUGCGCUCUACCUGGCCACGCAGCGCUCCAAAGAGUUCGACCCCAUCUACAUGGCCACAUGUUACCUGGUCUGUCGGUACGCGGCGACAGUGCCGCGGUCAGCGAAGGGCCGCGGGCUCCAAGUCUACGGGCUCACUGGUCAGGUGUACCGUGGACGAGGCAGGCCAAGUCUGGCAUGUGGGCAUGCUAGCGACACUCCUGGUCACAGGUUCUUCGGUUGCGAGCCCAUCUUGGACCCUGAGGACGGCGCCGAGGAGGCAGGCAACGUUCUCCCUGAGAAGUUCACCGGCUUCUAUGUCAAUGAGGAAUACUACAAGCUCGAGAUGAAUUUCGCCAAGCGUGCUGCGGCCUACAUUGGGUGGGUGAUGCAGCGUGCCAUGCGCGCUGGCAGGACGCAGCCGCCUUGGCCGUCCCGCCUGCUGUUCGUCUCGACGGACGGCUGGGCCAGGCUGUCAGCGGUCGGCGAGGUUGGCUCCAGGCGGGGGGGCUUGAAGAAUGAGCGUUCGUUCUAUCUUUGGGAGCGGGCAGUGCGAGAAGCACCAGGGCAGACGGCCAUCGCUCUGCCUUGCUUGCUAGAGUCGCGGACUGUGAGCGCACGCCUGCUGGCCAGCGCAAGGAGCGCGCCUUUGGCGGCCGCGCCCGGCGCCGCGGGGCCCCCCCGCGGGGCCAUGGCGGCCGCGCCCGGCGCGGCCGGCGAGCCCGCGCCCGGCGGCGGUGGCGUGGGCCGCGGGCCGCGCCCGCUGCGGCGGGCGCCCGCGCUGCCCCUGCGGCAGCACGCCCUGAGGCGGGCCGGGCUCGGCGAAUCUCUCGGCUGCUGGCUGCGCGGGAGCGUGCUCCAGCCCGUGGCGCCCGCCCAGAUCGUCGGGGGCCAUGGCUCGCCAGGAGCCGCCGGGGGCGUCGCCGCCUUCGAGGCGCCCGGCAUGCCGGGGCAGGCCCCCAUCAGGCACCGCCCGCUGAGCGGCGAGCUCCUCGACAGCGAAGAGGAGGGCGCCUGGCUGCCGGACCCCAUCGCCCACGAGGGCUCGCGCGCGCGGGGCGGCCGCGAGGCCGAGGAGGCACGGCUCUUCGGCUGGGACGAGCUGAUGGGCACGUGGGAGCGCCGGACCAUCAAGAAGGCCGACAAGAAGGAGAAGGAGGCGAGGAGGAAGAGAGAGAAGAAGGAGGAGGCGGCGCAGAAGAAGAAGGACAAGGACAAGAAGAAGAAGGUGGAGCACCUCCUGACCGCGAUCGACGUGGCGAUCCUGGGCGACAGGGUGCCGACGCUCCUGAUCCUCGCCGACAGGAACGGCAGGGAGAGCCAGCAGCAGGUGGAGGCCCUGAAGCGCUUCAAGCUCGGUGUCCACGGCAGCGUACGCGUCUUCGUGCUGUACCUGCACGAGUUCGACUGGCUGUUCCAGGCCUGGGAGGUCAAGGAGCUGCCGCGGCUGCUGUUCUUCGGGGCCGGGGGCGCGGACGGCCGCCACGUGGUGCCGGGGCCGCUGGAGCCCGAGGCGAUCGCGGAGGCGUUCUCGAGGAGGCUCGCGGUGGACCUCUCCUGGGCCGACUUCGACCCAAAGAAAGAACCCAGCGACCUCUGGCACAGAGGCCUGCGCCUGCUGCGCGGGUGGCUCCCGCCCCGCCGCGGGCCUCCGCAGGGCGCCGUUGUCGAGCGGGGCGCGCUCUGAGAGGCCGCCGCGCGGGGCGGUGCUCUUGGCGGGGGCGGCUGGGCGCCGGCGCCCCGCGGUGGGCGGGCUUGCGGGGGGGGGCCCUUGCGGGGCGCCCGUCGCCGCGCUGGACCCUCGCCGUCGCCGCUGCUGCGGCCGCCACCGCCUCUAUCUCGGAGGAGAGAGGCUGUAGACUCCGAGUGCCUCCACAGGUGUGUGGGGUGCCCAGGCCUGAUCGCGUCGCGAAGAAGUUUGAGCAGGACGCGCCGUUUUUCAAUGUGAGGCAUUCGAAGUGGACUGAACCUUCGAUUGGGUCUCUUGGGUCGGCGCUGGAGGCGCCGCCGGAGGCUGCCGGCGCCGAUGCAAGGACUCCGCGCGGACCUCCGAACGUUUGU